AGGGCGGGCCGUACCACUACUGGCUCCGCCCCGCCGCGCGGGCGCGGCGAGGUUUGUCCGUCGCGGGACGCCGUCCCCCCGCCAUGGCGGCGUUCGCGCGGCGCAAGGCGCAGUGCCUCGCGCGGUCCGACCCCAGCCGGAAGCGCGCGCUGGACGCGCGAGCCGCGGAGCUCGUGCGGCUCCUGAACGCGCGCGAGCGCUUCUGCAGCACGAGCUCGUGCGACGGCAGGGUGACCGUGACGGACACAGACGGCACGGGGAUCCAGAAGAAGAACUGCACGUGGCUGCUGGUAACACAUGACCCGUGUGUCAAAGGCGAUGUGAUGACAGCACUCGAGAAAGCCACAGGUGAUGUUGUGUUCAAGUUUGAACCGUUUGUUCUUCACGUGCUGUGUCGGGAGCUGCAGGAUGCACAGCUGCUGCAUUCAGUGGCUAUUGACUCUGGGUUCAGGAACUCUGGUAUUACAGUUGGCAGAGGAGGAAAAAUUACAAUGGCAGUGCGGAGCACUCACUGCUUAGAAGUUCCACUGAGCCACAAAGGGAGAUUGAUGGUCUCCGAAGAAUAUAUUGAAUUUCUGGUACAUGUAGCCAAUCAGAAAAUGGAAGAAAACAUACGGAGGAUUGACAGAUUCCACAAAGGCUUGGAGCUAGCUCUGGAAGCUGCUGUCCCUGCAGACACUUUGUUUCCCGAGGGGCCAGAGGAGAGCCACUCUGUGUACAUGCGCAGAAGAAAGAGACGGACAGCUCAGGAACACGCUGAUUCCAGCAGAGAGCUGGAACCCCAUGAUGAUACUGAGAGCAGUCUUGGUCUGUUUGCUGAAAUCAUGAUAUAGACUAAGACAUUUGAAAGCAAAUGGUGAACUGAAAAAGUUACUGUAAUGCUCUUUUUAAGAGACUUAUAUACUCCUGUGCUCCUAUUAGUAAUAUUCUCAUGGAUAUUGACCAGAAAAAAAGGUAAUUAACAGAAUUGUGAGCAGGUGCAGCUACAGGACACAGAGAACAAAGCUGUAGAAUGUUUUGGGAGUUUUUAAAGUGUACCGUUGAAUUAACAAAGUGGUACUCCAUCAAUUAUCCCAGAAAUAACUGGUUUGCUGCAGCUUUUCACUCUGUUCUCUGUGGUAGCAUUUCACUUCCAGCUUCCUGGGUUUUGCGGAGCCAGCUGGCUCUGCAGGUUUCUCCUUCAGGAAGGGGAAGACAAGCAUUGAAGACUGAAGACCAUCCACUUGUGAGACAGCCAAUACAUGUGGUGGAAACACAGAAACUUUACAAAGUAGCCUGUGUGCACCGGUCUUAGACCUCCUGUGUGUUUGGGCAGACUGGUUAAAGUAUGACUCAACCCAGGGGCAUAAUUUCUAACAGUGCAGAGCUGCUGGCCAGGAGCUCUGAGCAAAACUGGAGUCCCACAGCCCAUGGGGCAGCAGGCAGGUGGUGGGAGCAGCCCACAGCAGGGCAAAGCACUGCAGCUCCUCAGGUGUGGGGACAUGGCUUCUGCCACAGGUGCUACCUGCAGCAUUGUCGGGAUGUGGGCUUGUGUCAGACCUUUGCAGUCUCCAUUUUCCACAGGCCUUCCUCUCCACUCUGAAGGUCAGCUGCCUGUCUGGGCUGAACUGAAACCCCAGGGCUUCCAUCAACAAAAGCAACAUCUGCCUCUAUGCAGAGGGUCCUCCCCAGCCUGCUACCUUAGCAAAGCCCUGGGGAACCCCUGUUGCCAUCCCCACUGCUGGGAGACCCACUGUUCCUGCAGAUCCCUCUUCACCGCCUGGGGGGCACGUCUUGCACACAGAGGAGGGAAUUGUUGCUUAUAGAUUUCAGGGAGUUUGUUCAGAAUAGUCUGAACCCUCCUCUGCAUGUGACAUUUCUUAGAAUGUCUGGCACUGGUCUGUUGGACAUGGCUCAAGGGACUGAUGACACCCAGCACCAACCACAAGCAGUGCCCACAGACCCUGUAACAGUCCAAACCCUCACCCUGUGUAACAGCACUACAGUAUUUACAUUCUGAGAAAUACAGUUUGUCAGAAACUCAUCUCGCAUUCCUCUGAAAAAUGAUUAAAAAUUCAGGAAGACUUUUUGGCAUCUUAACACAAAAAUGUUACCCUGUUUGCAUCUUGUUACUUUAUUCCCUUCAUCACCAAUGAUUGAAGACUGUUGAGGAUCUCGUACUAAAACUUGACACUACAACAAGACAAACAGAGAAGAAUCAGGGAAACGUUACUUCGGUAUGUAGAAGAGUUUGUGCAACAUUUUUCUGGUUUGUUUUGUUUUGUUUUUUUUUUUUUUUUUUACCCCAUCCAAGGUUGCAGACAGUGAUGCUGAGGAGGUUUCACCACCCUGACAGUGUUCUGGCACCAGCAACACCUUCCUUCAUGCACCACUGCCCUUAGACCUUGCCCCACACUCACCCAAGUUCCACCAGCUCAUUUUGAGGUUAAUUUUGUCAAGCUGUGUUUUAUUUCCAGCUGCUGUAUGGGAUUCUCUUGGGCUGUCAGUGUGCAGAGCACAGGCAGCAAUUGGGAAGAGCAUCCAGAAGCAGCUGGAGGCAGCACCCCUGAAAAGGGGAUUCUAGGGGUUAUGGCUGCCUGGAAAUUCACCAAUAAGCAACAAGACUCCUAAAACUGUCAAAUCUUUAUCAUUUCGAAGUGUGCUUAGCCACUUAAUUAAUCUAAAAGGUAUUUUUAUACUUGCUCUCACUGUGUUAAAUUUUUUAAAAUUACAAUUUCA
Messenger RNA from Vidua chalybeata, 2718 nucleotides. RefSeq names its product tRNA-yW synthesizing protein 3 homolog (gene TYW3). Lineage: Eukaryota; Metazoa; Chordata; Aves; Passeriformes; Viduidae. The record is from RefSeq and is a predicted model, not a curated record. Gene Ontology annotation, cellular component: cytoplasm. Gene Ontology annotation, biological process: tRNA methylation. Gene Ontology annotation, molecular function: tRNA methyltransferase activity. The transcript is spliced from 6 exons. The coding region runs from base 84 to 833 and encodes 249 amino acids.